Messenger RNA from Serendipita indica DSM 11827, 1461 nucleotides. The record is from the annotation of a GenBank genome assembly. Lineage: Eukaryota; Fungi; Basidiomycota; Agaricomycetes; Sebacinales; Serendipitaceae.
AUGAAGCGGAGAUGGAGCCCAGGAGCUACAGCCGAAGCUCAUGCAGUUAAACGUCAGCGGACAUUGCAUUCGAUAAGGCGUCGCUUUGACCUGACGAGCGCACUUGCCGAUGAGCUGUGGCUACUCAUCUUCUCUUUUAUGGACGCGCAGGACCUAUGUCACGUCGAGGCCGUCAGCAAGGGCUUUCGAAGAGUCGCUACAGAUAACGAGCUCUGGAAGGAGUUGUUCCUUAGGACGUUUGGGCGGCUCCGAGGGGGGCGUUCUCAGUUUACAUUCACCAAGAGACCAUUGGUGUCUUUGCCGGCACACUUGCACACUACUUCUGUGUCGUCGGCGGUUGACUGGAAGAGCCUGUAUAUUAUUGGAAAUAACUGGCGAAGGGGACGAAGUGUCAUCAGACAACUUGAGCUAGCACCAAAAGAUGGUACCCCAAAGCCUCUGGUCCUCUUCCUUGGCCAACAAGGAUUGGUCCUGACGAGUGGCGACCUCAGCUUCUCCCCAUCUAUUGCAGUCUCAAGCUCUGAUACUGAGAUGCACCUAUUUUCGGGUGGACAGAUUAUCGUUCCAAUCAGGAUCUCGUCCCUCUCCCUGAACCAGCUAGGACAGAGUGUUGGCGAUGCCCAUUCGUCCAUCCUCCUGGCCGCAUUUUACUCUACGGACACUAAGCUUCAUCACCUUUCAAUAUUCGAAAUCUCGACGGGCAUACAUUCCUCUCGAGAAGUACACAUCAUGUCCCCACGGACUCCGCGACGUCCGAUAACCUGCAGUGCAUUCCACUCCAAUCUCUUAUUAUCUCUGUCCGAGGGCUUUCAACUGGAUAUCUAUCUUACACCUACCGGCAAACCAAGCGACAUGAUGUUGAUGCGAACCCUAACAUCCUACUCAUCCUUUCUCCCAUCGUCCCUUACACUCUCGAGGCCGUCAACGUCACUCCAUCGAAUACUUUUAUCCUACACCGUCCCAUUAUACCCAGCACAUUGGUCGGUCGCUUGCACACAGUUUCAGCUGGACAGUCGAGGAGAGACUGUCGAUUCAAAGACGUUGAGAGUGUUUCCAUAUGGAUGGAAGGAUAUACUUGACGAUACAGAGGAUGACUUUCCCCUUCAAGGAGGCAGAUUUCUCAACAUCUCCGCCGUGCAAUCCGACGGCAAGUGGAUGGUCGUCGUUCCGCAAGCAGAAACAUUUGUGGAGCUUUAUCGCUUGCGUACAAACUCUAUAUCAUUUGUGCGGGUUCUCUCAGGGCCUACGGCCCCUAUCUGUGCAGUCGCAAUUGCUGACGGAAGGGUCGUCGCUGUCGCGCUCGAUGGAUCCAUAUGGAUCUAUGAUCUUGAAAGGAGCUGGACUAUUGAGUUGCGGAAUAAGGCCUUGGGAGCAGAAUUGGACGCUACGCGCAUCUGCUUCGAUGAAAGACGGAUAGCCAUUACUACUCCAAGUCAUGUACAAGUGAUUUCUUUCGACUGA